Owenia fusiformis is the source of this 7817-nucleotide messenger RNA. The record is from the annotation of a GenBank genome assembly. Lineage: Eukaryota; Metazoa; Annelida; Polychaeta; Sabellida; Oweniidae.
CUGUGUUCUAAAUGAAUUGGAAAAGAAGGGUUAACUUUUACAAAGCACGUUGGUUUAUUGACAUAGAUGCAUGAUGGGAAAGCAUUGAAUUGCGCACGCAGUUUAAAGACUUUUGCACUUCCGGGUAGUGCUUUGUUGUUCGAAAGCAGCAAAGAUGCCUCGCCGAAAACAAGCUAACCCUACAGCAGUUAAAUCUGAUGAUAAUGAAGAUGAUGAAAACACAGUUGCUCAAGAUGACAAAGAGGAAGAUCUGAAAAAGCAAGAAGAUGAAAGAGGUGGAACAGUAGAACAAAUGUCCAAUCCAAUCUCUGGUGGUAAGAUGUCACUGAGGCAGAGAAGUCCUCAAAAGACACCAAAAGAUGUCAGCAGCGAAGAACAAUCAGAAUUUUUCAAGAUAGAUGACCCAACUUUAAGUGUCAAAGCAGAAACAGCCAAUGAUCCCAUCUUCCCACAAAAUGAACUUAUGAUUGACCUCAGUCGACCUUCCAGUGACGUUGAGAGUUCAGAUGAUUUAGUGUCGGCAAGUUUGGUAAAUUCUAAGCAUGCUGGAAAUGUAGGUGUCGCUAGGGUAGCUAAUGGCAGUGCUAAGCAACGGCGAAAAUGUGAUAGGAUAAAUCCUAUCACAACACCAGACGGAAUGAUGAAAUAUCCGUGCCCAACGUGUGACAGGCUUUUAGAAACAUCAAAAGCAUUAACACAACAUAUACGCUCACAUAAUCAGUCAACGGCCCAGUCAACGAUGAACUGCACAAUUUGUAACAAAGUUUUGAGUUCUGUUAGUUCAUUGGAUAGACACAUGCUGGUUCACUCAGGGGAAAAACCACACAAAUGCAAGUAUUGCUCAAUGGCAUUCACCACAAAUGGAAACAUGAACCGCCACAUGAAAGUUCAUGAAAAAUCAGCAGAAAGUUCUCCAGUGCCAGAAGUUCAGCCAACCAUUCCUGUUGCAUUAACCAAUGAAGUGACUUAUUCAAAAAGAGGUCGCAAACGGCGUAGUAACCCAACACCAGAAGUUCAAGAUAGUCGACCAGAGUUACGAAAAAGAGGCCGUCGUAGCGGCAUAGAAUUAGAAUCUGAUUCUACCACUUCAACACCAACAUCAUCUGCGACUAAGAGCAUUGUGGGAUCAAAUGAAAGAGUAGAAGAUGAGGUUCCAAUACCAGAUGCAUUGGAAUUGUUUGAUGGAGUCUUACCCCUGGUCUCCCCUUCAAAGAGACAGCUACAGAGGAUUGCAGCAGCCAAGAUGCAGGAUCAGGCUACCGCUAAGAAAAAGAUGGAAUUGAAGACAGGGGAUAAAUGGGAGUACAUAGUGCAGCCUAGCAGUCACCCAGAGCAGCUACAAUGUCCAGUGUGCCAGAAAUCUUUCCUUUGUAGCUAUGGUCUGUCCACACAUAUGGAGAUCCACCCAAACAUCUCUGUACACUGCUCCCAGUGCAACCUUACUUUCCGCACCCCUAAAGGUCUUGAAACGCACAAACGUAUGAUCCAUGGGAAGAAAGAGGGAGGGGGUAAUGGCACCAAUAAUCCUAUCCCGAUAGGAUUUCAUGAUUUAUCAUUCACUGAUUUCUGUAUCAAAAAAUUUCCACUUAUUUCGAAGGUUUGGUGUGAGAGCAGUCCCCGUCAGGCGAGUAGCGUGUUCCAUAACUUUGAAUGUGAGGCCUGUGGCCAGGCAUUCCCUUGUGAAAGUGCGCUCAUGAUUCAUUCAGAGUCUCACAAUCUUAAGACAAAAACAAAGUGCCCAUUUUGUGAGGGUGAUUUCCUGAGUAAUGCAACCCUGCGAACUCAUCUAUUGCAACAUAUGCCAAAUAAAUUAUUCCUUGAAGCUCAAGCGAGACAACAUUUGAGCGAUUCUGGAUCCAAUACAAUUCAGAAGCCCAUUGAAGUGGAGAAAAAUGAUUUCAUGGCUCUUAUAGGUCUUCACAAGCCCUCAACCCAAAAGGACCCCUUGAAAGAAAAACUAGCUUUCCAUGAGUACCGCUACAAUGAUAGUUAUUACCAGAGACUGAAUAUUAUGGAAAGUCUUGUCCUGACCCCAAAGAAACUUCCAGAAGUGGUGCAUAAUAAGGACAAAGAGAACUCAGAUUUUGCAGAUAUUUCACAGAUUUUGAAGCUAACAAACAUGGGUGGGAAUAUCAAUGAAUUAGCCAACUCUCCGACUCAGAUGCCUAAAUUGAAAGCCAUAGCCAAUCAGGAGGAAGUUCAUGCUGGUCAAUCUCUUAUGCAACCUCCUUCACUCCAACUCAUGGGAUCAACUACCCACCAGGUGUCUCCACUAGGGCCCAUUCGAAAUCCGUCUGCUGAGACUCAAAAAGAGGCUAUAACCUUGACCUGUAAAUAUUGUCCCAUGGUAUUCAACAACUUCAGAGACAAGAAAGCCCAUGGAUGUGUGAGACAGUAUGGCAAUCUCUACAUUUGCAGCAGAUGUGGACAUCGCAGUAGCGUAAAGGGCCCUAUGGUUCGCCAUGUUAUCGCAUGUACGGAUCCAUCUUGGGCAAGCCCCAUACAAAUAACUCAUAACGGGGAGCGGCCGUUUCUAUGCCUCGUUUGCGAUUUUGCCUUCACGACGAAAGCAAAUUGUGAGCGCCAUAUUAGGAAAAAACAUGGCUACACUACAAGAGCCGAAAUAGAAGCAACAAUCGGCUACAAUGAAGCUCAGGCAAAAGCGCCACCUAGUAUAGAAACAUUCCGAUCCCCAGAUACAGUUUGCCAAUAUUGUAAAGUAGACUUUAAGUUCUUCCGUGCCCUUAAACACCACAUUAGAUCUAGUAAUAGUUGUAGACAAAAGCCUUAUGAAUGUAAAGUUUGCCAUGUGGGGUUUUCCACAAAGGCAAACUGUUUGAGACAUAUCUUAAAACAGCAUGCCCCUGUUCCUCAAAAUCUCCUAGACUCUUAUGUAACAAUAAAUGAAACGGCCUUGGCUGUAUUUGAGAGAGACAAUCUAGAAAUUGCUCAAGCCCAAACUGCUAGAUCAACCCAAAUUACAACGCAAUUACCAGUGCCCCCUAUUGCCCAUAAUCCAAACCAGUCGCCCAAAGUCCCAUCUUUCGGAAAAACCAAAAUUGGAGGAACUUUUGCCCCAGAUGGAAUGUUUAUAAAACAAGAGCCAGAUACUAUUCAUGUUGGAGAUGAUCAUGACCAACCUUUGAAUCUAUGUUUGAAAGCUGACACUUCCGUUUCCAUGAACAACAAUACCGCAACCAAUGGCAACACAACAUAUCCAUUGAACGAUAGUAACAAGCUUGGGACAGCAGAUCAACCAAUAGAUUUGACAGUGCAUGGUAGAACAGGACCAGAGGCUUCAAAAGUGACCCUAGAUGGUGGGUAUAUAGACCACAAUAGUAGUGGUUCCCUGCAUGCUAGUCCAGGUUUCUCACCACCAGGGGGACCUACUGUGCAUGUUAAACAGGAAGUGAUGCAUGUGACUCCCUCUGGUGUCAGUGGGUCUAACUAUUGUGAUCCAGGCAUGAUGCGCUACAAGAAGGAGUACCAAAGAUUCUAUAACCCUAGGGUGGGUAAACUGCAGUGCCCCUACUGUAAAAUGAUAUUCAAGCAUGGUCUAAAGCUCAACGUCCAUCUGAGGUCACACACUAAUGAACGUCCUUUCCAAUGCUCUCAUUGUCCAGCCGGAUUUACCAUCAAAACAAACCUUGAACGACAUCUAAAGACACGUCACCCUUAUAUUGAUGAAACAGCUCCAUCUAUUUCUCAUGAACCACCCCAAAAUAAAUCCACCCAUUCACCCCUUGAGGCUCAUUUGCAACGCAGAGCUGUGAAACAUGACUUAAAACCUCCAAUGAUAGUGAAACCAAUAUCUUUACCACCCACACCUAAGACAAGGCUGAGAAAGACCUCGGAUGUACAGAAAUUGACACAAGUGGAUCAGUUGACAAUAAAGUCUACUGGAGAUGCUUCUGGUUCAGAUCCCAGUGGUGAAUUGGCAUCUGUAUCCAGACUCCUGGAAUCAGCAAGCACAAAUAAUUUUCACAACUUUUUCACUGAAAAUGAAAGUGAAUCCAGCUCAGCAAAAAAUUCAACGAAAAGCUCAACUCCUAGCUCUGCAGAUACAAAGCCUAGUGAAGAGGAUACAGAACUGAGCCCUGACACAUCUGAACACAAACCAGACACAAGUCAGCCAUCCCAGGGUCCAGAUUCCCCGGAGAGUGACUCUGGUAGUCCGGAUAAAGAUGGCGCAAAGAAGAAACGUAAUUCAUACUCUGAUUCACCACGAAAACUGAUGUGUCCAUAUUGUCCUAGAUCUUUCCCAUGGAUCAGUUCAUUGAGGCGACACAUAUUGACACACACUGGUCAAAAGCCAUUCAAGUGUCCUGAAUGUGGUGUAACAUUUUCCACAAAAUCCAACAGAGAGCGCCACUUGAUCCGUAAACAUGGACUGAACAACCUUGACCCUGAGACAAGAGCUAUGAUGGACAGACCUUUCAAAUGUCACCUUUGUGAACACUGCUGUUUUACUGCUCCAGGUAACCUGAUGCGCCACUAUAGAGAGAAGCACCCUGGGAUAGAUCCUCCUCCAGAGAACCUAGAUGCGCAGCUGGGCAUCACUGCUCCCAGAAAUCAUCUGGAUCCAGAGUCUUCAAAAGCUUUUGCUUUGCUUGAUGCACAAAUAAUGGAGAACAAUCCAGAACUUGCUAUAGAUGAAGAGGAACUCGAAGAUGACCUUGACCAGGCCUCAGACACCACUGAACCCCUGGAUGGUAGCUCCUUUCAGCAGACGACAAGUGAAACAGAAAUACUAGAUGCUCCCAUUUUGAAUGGAGAUCCAAAUGAUGGAAGCAAAACGGCUGACACGGAGUCCAUAAAGAGGGAUAAGAUCUCAAGUGAUGGUGUUGAGACAAAUAACAAUGAAACAAUGGUAAAGGAGACAAACACACCAUCUUCACUUCAUCUGAAUCCUGAACGAGACAACUAUAAUGUCGAUUUGAUCACAGAGUGCUGGAAAUGCAAUCAGAACUUCUCCCAGCGCAAAGACCUUCUGAAACAUCUUCGAGAUCAUAACAUUGAUCUGCCGUUUAAAUGCUACCUCUGCGACGCAUCAUUUGAAACUCGCAAAGGUUGCCUCGAGCAUAAAAUAUCCGACCAUUCAGUUCACUGGAAGAACCUAAAGGACAAAGGAAAAAUUGACAAUAUGGAUGAUCAUAUAAAAGCCAUGGAUCAGAUGGUAGAAAGUACAUUCAACUCUAAAGAUGGCAAUUCCGAGAAGCCAGCACAGGAUGUAGACGACAGAUGGGAGGCAACAAAUCCACCAGAUUAUAACCAGCGUAAAGUUUACUGCUCUCUCUGCCCUAAGAGGUUUUGGUCGCUGCAGGAUUUGAGGCGUCACAUGAGAUCUCACACAGGUGAAAGACCAUUUGAGUGUGAUCUAUGUCAAAAGAGGUUCACAUUGAAGCACAGCAUGCAGAGACAUAGACGCAAGCACACAGAUGCUGGCGAAAAUGUUAGUGGGAGCGAUGACGAAGAUACAGAGAACAAACAGGAUAUAGAGAGAACUUCACUUUCAACCAAGACACCAGACUCCAUGUUUGGAAAUGAAUUAGGCCGGGAUUCCCCUGGAAUGAUGCUCCAGUAUCGUAGUCAGUCAAGUUCUCCAGCUGUUGGCUUUGUUAUUCCUAAUCGCCUAGGUAACCUGAAAGGAGAAUCAAACAGUGCACGCAGCACCCCCACUUGGAGUGUUAGAGACCCGGUGCUUGGAUCAAACAAGGGACUAUUUGAUCGUGAUUCACCAAUGUUUGCAGAAGAUCUGGACACAUGUAGCUCCGUGGCAAGUAACGGCUCUGACAUGCUACAAAAUCUAUUAGGAGUAGAAGGUGGUGCCAUUGAUCAAAUGUUGAACUCUGGUGCAGAUUCAGCUGCUAAACUAUUAGGAGUGGAUUAAUGAACCAAUAAAUUUUGAGAUACUGAAAUUAUUGGAUUUAUGAACCAAUAAAAAUUGAGAAAAUGUUACCAUUUAAGUGACAAUAAGCUGGCACACUGGUACACAUCAUAUGGAUUUGGAUUUGCUUUGUUUGUUGCUCUCUUACUAUGACAUUAUGAAUUUUCAUCAAUGGAUUAAACACCUCUCAUAAAGAAUCAGAUGAAAUUGAGAAUCGAAGAACAGUUCCCAACUGCCAAAUGAACAUGGUAUAAAAGAUAAAUAAAGGUACUCAUGAUGUUCAAAAUUGCUGAUGACGUUCAUCAUAAUAGUUGUCUAUUUUUUAUGUCACUCAUUGUUUGUUGAACUUUUAUCCCCUCUUGCAUUUAAAAACUUUACCAUUAUGAAAGUCAAUGUAUGAGAACAAACAACCUACCGAUGAGCAGAAUAUGGCACCAUCAAAAAGGAGAAAUGGUCGUGACAUUAUACAUACAAUUUUUUAUGUAACCGGAGUAUUACAUAUGGAAGAAAACUGAGACUGGGUGACAUUGGUGAAGCAUGUUGGCUUUAGCAUUAUGAAAAUAGGUGUGAUACAUUUGAUUUAUAGCUUUAGUGAUGAUGGUAUAUAAUCUCACGGAUAAGAACACUUUGUUGUAAGAUUUAUAGGCUAUAGAACUAACAAAUGGUAUAAAAUAGAUGACAUACCAACAAAAUAUAUAUAUAUACAUAUAUGUUACCGAUUGUUUUCCCAUUGAAACCAUGAUAUUAGACAUAUACAUUUACAUGUAGAUUAGUGCAGAAUUAGUGUAGGUGAUUACAAGAGGAAUUAGAUCAGGAAAUAUUUAAUGCCAUAUAAUUCAGGAAAAUAAUUGUGAGCUUUUUGUAUUCUGAAUUGUUUAUCGCCUCUGUCAAAUCAGGAAAAUGUGUUGCCAUUUAAUUCAGGUGUAGAUUAUCAGGAAGGGUGCUGUUGUGACAGGUAGUCCCAUAAUAAUAAUAAAUAAAAUAUGUGUUUCCACCAAUUUAUUUGGGACACUCUGUAAUUGUGAUUUACUAUAUAUUAAGUAAACUAUUUUGUAUUUUAUAUGUACAAUAAUAUGUACAGUAUAUAUAACCUGUAUGGGUACAGCAGAGAAACAUAUAUAUUUGCAUUUUUGUUGUAGACAUUUUUCUGGGCCUGUUUGUUUACACAUUUUGUCAUAUAAACUUUACAAUGCUUUGAAAGACCUUUAGCCCACCCUGUACAAAUAACAUAGAACUAACUAAUGGUGUUAUGAAUACAAGCUAAUUCUUACAAUUGUUUACAUGUGGUCUUCAUUUUAAUGGGGUACCUUAAAAUUGUUUAGGGAUUGGAAUCUAUUUAAAUCAGUAUUUUUACUACAAAGAUAUUAGUGUACAUGUAUUACAAUUAUUAUUAUGAUAUGGAAUAAUCAUUUAGAUUUUUAUUAUUUUAUUUUGCAGUAACUUGCAUUAUGCUAUGGAGCUCUACUACAGCAAAUGUAUAAGAUGGUUGAUUUCAUUCAUUAUAAUUGUUUUUACAAAAUGACUUGUUUUAGUCUUGUAUAAAGACCGUGUACCCCCAUGUAGUUCACUUUCCCAACUCACAGAUGAAUGUGAAAAGGAAUACCCAGUAUUGGGGUAAGACUAGACUUGUUUCUUGAUUGAAGAUGUUUAGUAUAGGUUAUAUUAUGUUAUAUGAAUGAUCAAAUCUGUUGAGGAAAAAGCCUGUUUUGAGGAAUAAGAAAAUGCAUUAUUAGUCCGAGAUACAACCUGAGAAAGACAUAAAGUUUUCAGAUUUCUUCUCUGUCUAAAAUUAAUGAGGCUGAACUUCCUCAGAUUCUAGUUAGCUUUACGGGAUGUAUAGAGGACUUUUAUUUCAAGGAACAUUUUCAGAAUGUUACUGUAAUUUUUGCUGUAUACACAUAUGUUGAUGAAAUUCAGGACACAACUGUAU